AUGGGGAUGCAGACAGCGGCCUUCAUCCUGAGGGUCUUCCUCCUGCAUCUUGAGGAAGAUGAAGAUGACGAAGCAGAAACACAUGGGAAGGAAACACCAGAAUCCAAAGGCUUAUCCAGGGAGGAGUUUGAAGAGUACCAGAGGCAGCUGGUGGAAGAAAAGUGAGUAAGCAAAGAUGCUAAUAUGACGACGAAAAAGGCUGAGAGGGCAAAUCUAAGAGAAACAUUACUGGAAUGUUAAUGUUAUUAUAAAUGUAAUUACGUUUAACAACUAUUUUCACAGAGCGCUCAAGACACUGCCACACUUCAGAUGGCCAGAGAUGACAUUGACCUCCAAGAGGACCUUGCAAAAAUGGUGUGUGAAGAUGAGGAAGAAGAGACCAAUGAUCCAUUCCUCCAUCAGCUUCAAAACAUGGAUGCAGAUACACUGAAAACCAAAGCCCAGGCCACGGUGACAGAGAUAAAGCAGACUGCAGAGGAGAAGUGGACUCUAACUGUUCAUCAGAAAUAAACUGGACCUGCUCAAACCUUCAAAGAUCCGGUGACAUGAAUUUCAGUGUUUGACCAAACAAGUUCAAUGUUUCAAUCCAACCUCACAAAUCUUUCUUGAAAUUAAUUUGCCAACUUCAUGAGUCAGAACUCAUUUGCUUAAUUUACAGUGUUCUUUUUUGUUCAGUUUAGUGGCGGUUGGCAACUAACAUCAAGGUGCAUUACCGCCAUCUACUGUGUGUCUGUGUUCUUCUUUCCUUUGCCCAGCGGCGGGUGGCCCCCUUGCUAUUAAGGGUAAUAAGAGAUAUAGUACCAAAUGGGGAAGAAGAAGAAGUCGGAUAUUGAAACACCAAGUGGAUGGCGUUGAUGCCUUGAUGUUGGUUGCCACCUGCCAAUUAACGAAGAAGAAGACCAUAGGGCAAUACAGGUCCUGUAAUCUGGAUGAGUGGAGGUGGUUAACAGUUUUGACAAGCUGAAAGAUUAAAAGAUAUAUAUACAUGAUUGCUCCAAUGAUAUAUUAUUUCCCGACCUAUACGUCAUUGUAGGACAAACACUGGGUUAAAAUAAGCACACAAAAGAAGUAUAGUACUGUCAAUCCAUUUUCUCCCCUGGAUGUGUGUGCACCUUGCUUGGGCAGCCAUUUUGAAUUGCUUGUACCUAUAGACCACAUUAUAGGACAUACUGCAUAAUCUAGGAUUAGAAUUUCUACACUGAUACCUGCUUGUCCUCCUCUGUUGACUAUAUGAAUUGUUUUAGUUCAUCUUUUUG
Messenger RNA from Paralichthys olivaceus (Japanese flounder), 1256 nucleotides. Lineage: Eukaryota; Metazoa; Chordata; Actinopteri; Pleuronectiformes; Paralichthyidae. The record is from RefSeq and is a predicted model, not a curated record.